CUUUGACGAAGAACAACAACAGAGUGUGAAUUGGGAUCGAUUUGGACUGAUUGCACAAAAUCCCCAAAUCCUAGAGCUCCGUUUUCGGAAUUAUAACGCCGGACACAAGCUUUUCAGUGAAUUCUGUAAUUCCCAUUGCAUAGAACUUGGAGGGAAAGAGAGAGAUCUAAAAAGAGUGGUUGUUUUUUUUUUUUUGACUUUUUCCCUCUUUUUUUUGUUUGUUUCAUCAUCGGCAUCUGAUUUCGAGGCUGAGUUCGAGUUCUCUCCUUGUUCGGGUGCGAUGAAUUCUUAAGAAGAAGAAGACAGAAGAAAGAAGAAAGAUGCGUAGAGAGAUCUCGUUUUUGGUACAGCCCAGGUGCCUUCUUCUCCUGGUUGCCCUCACCAUUUUCCUCAUCUUCGCGCUCUCCAACACCGGAAAAGAGGAGGAUAAGCAAGUAAUCGAGGAUUACGAAAUCACACACAGAGUAUAUCUCGAUGUUGAUAUCGAUGGCCAACGCUUAGGUAGGAUCGUUAUUGGACUAUAUGGCACUGUUGUGCCCAAAACUGUAGAAAAUUUCAGGGCCUUAUGCACAGGAGAGAAAGGAAAAGCUUCAAGCGGAAAGCCUCUACAUUAUAAAGGAACACCGUUUCAUCGUAUAAUAUCUGGAUUUGUAAUCCAAGGAGGAGACAUUGUCAAUGGCGAUGGAAAAGGGAGCGAGUCAAUUUAUGGCGGUGCCUUUCCUGAUGAAAAUUUCAAGAUAAAGCAUUCACACGCAGGUGUUGUAGCGAUGGCUAAUACAGGACCCGAUUCUAAUGGCUCACAGUUCUUUAUCACUACUGUCAAGGCUAGCUGGUUGGAAGGAGAACAUGUUGUGUUUGGGAAGGUGAUACAAGGAAUGGACACUGUAUUCGCCAUUGAAGGUGGAGCUGGAACUUACAGUGGCAAACCCAGGAAGAAAGUUGUGAUUGCUGAUUCUGGAGAGAUUCCUAAAGACAAAUGGGAUGAAGAAAGAUGACAAAGACAACCCAAGUUACACAUCUCAGCAAAUCUGGUUCUGGUCUUGUGAUAUCCUCUCUGUUUUUUUUUUUCUUUCUUUUUGCUGAUGUAAUGAUCUGAAUUCUGAACACGAUGCCCCAAUGUAGUUAGUGUUUAAAGCUGGAAGCAUUUGUAGCUCUUCGCUUAAGGUUUUUUCUCCUAAAUUUACUUUAUUUAUAUGAUUUUCUAGUUCAGUCUACAGUUAUAUUAUGUAGAUAUCUGAUAUUUAUGACAGGUUGAAUUGUUG
Messenger RNA from Thlaspi arvense, 1262 nucleotides. The record is from the annotation of a GenBank genome assembly. Lineage: Eukaryota; Viridiplantae; Streptophyta; Magnoliopsida; Brassicales; Brassicaceae.